AUGGAUGAUUCUACAAAAGGCAAAAAGAAAAAGUCAAAGAGCCAGGAUGUAAGCAAAAUUCAAACCGAAAAUGAUUUUGCACUUGAGUCUUCAAAUAAAACAGCAAAACUUGAUUCUUCAAACUGGCCUUUACUCUUGAAGCAUUUUGACCGCCUGAAUGUAAGAACAAACCAUUAUGUACCAAUUCCAAAUGGAGCGUCUCCAUUAAAAAGAGAUAUUUCAGAAUAUGUAAAAUCGGGUUGUAUCAAUCUAGAUAAACCAAGUAAUCCCAGUAGCCACGAAGUGGUAGCAUGGAUUAAAAGAAUCCUUAGAGUAGAAAAAACUGGCCAUUCUGGAACACUUGACCCAAAAACUACUGGUUGCUUAAUUGUUUGCAUCGAAAGAGCAACUAGAUUGGUCAAAUCUCAACAAUCUGCAGGUAAGCAAUAUGUAUCAGUUUUUAAGCUUCAUUCUGCUGUUGAAUUUAAAAAAGUUGUACAGUCACUCGAGAAACUAAAAGGUGCUUUAUUCCAAAGACCACCUUUAAUUUCUGCUGUUAAAAGACAGUUGAGAGUCAGAACUGUUUACGAUAGCAAAUUGUUGGAUUAUGAUGAGACCAGAAACAUGGGUGUUUUUUGGGUAAAAUGUGAGGCUGGAUCCUACAUUCGUACCAUGUGCGUGCAUUUGGGGCUACUUGCAGGAGUAGGAGGACAAAUGUUGGAGCUACGAAGAGUUAAAUCAGGAAUUCAGAGUGAAAUGGACGACACUGCAACACUACAUGACGUUCUAGAUGCCCAAUGGCUAUACGAUAAUCACAAAGAUGAAAGUUACUUAAGAAGAGUGAUCAAACCUUUAGAAUCAUUACUUAUCCACAUGAAACGAAUAAUCAUGAAGGACAGUUCAGUAAAUGCAGUUUGUUAUGGCGCCAAAAUUUUAAUACCAGGUAUCCUUAGGUACGAAGACGGUAUUGAAUUAAAUGAAGAAAUUGUCAUUGUAACCACAAAGGGCGAAGCUGUGGCAUUAGCAAUAGCUCUAAUGACAACUUCAACCAUAGCUAGUUGUAAUCAUGGGGUAGCAGCUAAAAUUAAAAGAGUAAUAAUGGAGAGGGAUCUGUACCCAAGGAAAUGGGGCUUGGGACCCAGAGCUAGCCAAAAGAAGAUCCUUAUCGCCAAGGGACAAUUAGACAAACAUGGAAAACCAAAUGAGACUACACCUAAAGAAUGGUUAAAUAGUUAUGUAGAUUAUUCUGUUCCUAAAGAAUCUGCAGAAAGUGGAUCUCAAGAGGAAACUGAAGAAAAGAAACGAAAGUUAAGCACUGCUGCAUUCAAUACUUCAACUGAGGAUACGGAAGAAAAGCCUGAAAAGAAGAAAAAGAAGAAGAGGAAGGUUGAAAAUGAUGAACAAGGUGAAGAGGCUUCCACGUCAGUCGUUGAACCUGAAGCAGAAGCUAGUACAGAGAAGACAGAAAAAAAGAAAAAGAAGAAGAAGAAAGAUAAACAUGGAGACAAGGAAAAAGAAGAAGAAGCUUAA
This is a messenger RNA of Psylliodes chrysocephalus, 1509 nucleotides long. The record is from the annotation of a GenBank genome assembly. Lineage: Eukaryota; Metazoa; Arthropoda; Insecta; Coleoptera; Chrysomelidae.